Messenger RNA from Amphiprion ocellaris (clown anemonefish), 1960 nucleotides. RefSeq names its product extracellular serine/threonine protein kinase FAM20C-like. Gene Ontology annotation, cellular component: Golgi apparatus. Gene Ontology annotation, molecular function: phosphotransferase activity, alcohol group as acceptor. The record is from RefSeq and is a predicted model, not a curated record. Gene Ontology annotation, biological process: protein phosphorylation. The transcript has 11 exons. Lineage: Eukaryota; Metazoa; Chordata; Actinopteri; Pomacentridae. Bases 237 to 1937 code for a protein of 566 amino acids.
AUCCGACUCCGACUAAAAGAUCAUUUGGCAGCGUUUUGUGAUUCCCUUCAUUCUAACUGAAGGUCAAACAGACUCUGGUCACAGCGACACGCCGACCGGCUAACUUAUGUUUGCUCUGCAGCGACCACAGGAAAAGACAAAUACGAGUAACUGGUUUUUAUGUCACUGACACAAAAAGUUUAGAGGAUCAGAACGAGGGAGAGAGGAGGAAGAAAGGUCUUGAAUGGAAAGAGAUCAUGGUGAGACGGAACCGGGGUCCGUCCACUCGCUCCAUCUAUCUGGGUCUGGCAUGUCUGUCCCUCGCUCUACAUCUCCUCCUGGCAGUCUUCUGCCUCUCAGUCCUCCAGACCACCUGUGUCCUUCCCACCUCCUCCUCUUCCUCCAUUCCAAGAACAGAUAGUCGUCACAAUGAGUCCGUCUCCCACACCGCCUCUUCAUCUACUGCCUCUUCUUCUGAUAAGCUGCCAGAGAGAACCCAGAAUAAAGAGCAUCGCCGUCUGACUGCCAACACGUUACAUCACGAAGCUGACGACACGCUCAGAGAGGUCACUGAGAAGGCGAAGGAACCGACUGGAGCUGCAAAAACAAUUCAGAAAGUCAAGGGUGAGUCUAAGCUGGAGGCGUUGUUCGAGCAUCCGCUGUACAACCUGCCGGGCCCAGAGCUGCAGCCGGAUGAUUGGCUGCUGAGGCUGAAGAAUGAUGAAGAUAUAAAGGAUGCAGAGAGUGAGGAAGAGGAGGGUGAAGACACCAUCAUCAUUGAUAGUCAGUGGCAGAGCGCCAGCAAAGAGGAAGGCUACGAUGACAUGGACUGGACCAGCGACGUGGAGACAUACCCUCCCUGGCUGCGCUUCCACCUGGGCAUCUCUCGCUGGGAACUGUACAACAGGAAAGACCCCAACCUGGCUCAGCUGACCCACUACCUGGCAACGCAGCGAAUCCUGGGGGCUGUCCAGAAGACGGGAGGAACCCAGCUGAAGCUCCUCAUAUCGUUCCCAAACCAUGGACAGGCUCUGCUCAAACCCAUGAAGCAAUCCAGAGACACAGAGACGGACGUGAACCUCUUCUACUUCUCAGACUUUGAGAGACACAAUGCAGAGAUUUCUGCCUUUCACCUUGACAGGUUGCUGGGGUUUAACCGGAUCCCUCCGGUGGUCGGUCGACUCAUGAACGUCACUGCAGACAUCAGGGAGAAAACCACCGACCACAAGGUGUCGAGGACCUUCUUCACGUCUCCUGCUGGGAAUGUGUGUUUCUACGGCCAGUGUGAAUACUACUGCUCCACUGAGCAUCCAGUCUGCGGUCGGCCUCACCUGCUGGAGGUCUCUCUGGCUGCGAUACUCCCUGACCUCAGCCUGGCUCCUCGCAGGUCCUGGAGGUCUCCAUGGAGGAGGUCCUACAGCCGCACCAAGCUGGCUCAGUGGGAAAAGAACCCGAACUACUGCGACUCCGUGAAGCAGACGCCUCCUUACAGCCAAGGAACCCGACUGGUGGACCUCAUAGACAUGGCUGUCCUGGACUUCCUCAUGAGCAACAUGGACAGACAUCACUAUGAGACAUUUGAGAAAUUUGGUAAUGAGACAUUUCUGCUGCACCUGGAUAACGGGCGGGCGUUUGGGCGUCACUCUCAGGAUGAGCCGUCUAUUCUUGCUCCUUUGCAGCAGUGUUGCAGGAUCCGGCGCUCCACCCUCCUCCGGCUGCGUCUCCUGGCCCUCCCUGACUUCCGUCUGAGCGACGUCAUGCGGGAAUCGUUGGCUCAGGAUCCUCUGGCAGACGCAGCUCCUCUCCUGUCAGAAGCUCACCUGUCUGCUCUGGACCGCCGCCUGGCAGCCGUCCUGCAGGUGGUGCACACCUGCCAGGAAAAACACACAGAUGUCAUUCAUGAUGACUUGGACAGAUAUGAUCAGGACAGUCUGACUGACAGAAACACAAAACAAUAAAUUAUAUAGUGUAUAGACAUAAA